CUAUGUCAACUACGAGGCGACGCCAUGCGGUUCCGGGGAGUGCGAGGUGGUGCAGUACUCCGGCACAGCCUUUUGCCGUGCCUGCACUGACUUCUGCGACACGUGCUCUCGCAAGGCUCCAAUCACCCCUCCAAAGUGUCGGAAGAAGCGCCGUGCCUGCUCGCUCAAGUCCUGCCCGGGCCGCAUCUGCAUUCCCUUUGUCCGCAGCUGCAAGGGCUACAAUACUGAUCAGGUGAGUGAUGCCCACAGCCGCGCCCCCCUUCCCUGCUCUGUUGCCGAGGCCGCGAGCCGUAUCCGCCUUCCCGGCUUUCUCCAGGUUGCCUAUGCCAGUCGGGCAAGCGCGUCUCGCUUCCCCACCUCUCUCCAUGAUACCGUUGCAGCUCAGGCGAGCGGUAGCCGCCUCCGCGUCUCUCAUCACGCGGAUAACGAGGACCUGGAGAGCGCCGCUCCCCUCCGCUUCUCCAGUCGUGAUACCUUCGCGGAUCCGGUGAGCGUCCGCUUCCCCCGCGUCCCUUGUCUUGGUGCUGCCGAGGCUCAGGCGAGCGGUAGCCGCCCCUGCACUUGUCUUCAUGUAGCUGCUGCCGUGCUGGCGAGCGAUAGCCGCUUCCGUGCCUCUCGUCCCCGUGCGGACGUCGUGGGUCUGGCGAGCGCGCGCCGCCACCGCUUCCGCCACAGUUCUGCCGCCGAUCUGGCGAGCGCAUACCGCCGCCCCGCCCCCCUUCCCGAUACAUCCGCGAAUCCGGCGAGCGCGUGCCUCCGUCGCGUCCCCCAUCACGAUUCAGUCAAGGCUCUGGCGAGCGCGCACCGCCGCCGCGUCCUCCGUCCCGAUUCAGGCGCGGAUCAGGCGAACGCGCGCCGCCGCCACGUCCCUCGUCACGCUGCUGACGCGAAUCUGAAGCGCGCGCGCCACUGCCACGCCCCCCACCGUCGCCUUUCUCUCCGUCGCGCAGCAGAUCUCGAGUACCGCCCUUCCCGUCCGCCUCCGCCGUGCUCGGCUCUGCCGCCACGCCCGCCUGCGCGGGAUCGUCGUCCUCAACUUCAGCAGGCAUCUCGCGCUGCUCGCCUGCGCCUUCCUCCGGGGAUUCGUCUUCGCCCUUGA
Molecule: messenger RNA, 1099 nt
Organism: Closterium sp. Yama58-4
Lineage: Eukaryota; Viridiplantae; Streptophyta; Zygnematophyceae; Desmidiales; Closteriaceae
Source: the annotation of a GenBank genome assembly